Brassica oleracea var. oleracea is the source of this 1497-nucleotide messenger RNA. RefSeq names its product AT-rich interactive domain-containing protein 5. Gene Ontology annotation, molecular function: DNA binding. The transcript is spliced from 14 exons. Bases 100 to 1269 code for a protein of 389 amino acids. The record is from RefSeq and is a predicted model, not a curated record. Gene Ontology annotation, cellular component: nucleus. Lineage: Eukaryota; Viridiplantae; Streptophyta; Magnoliopsida; Brassicales; Brassicaceae. Gene Ontology annotation, biological process: regulation of transcription by RNA polymerase II.
CUGAAUUAUUUUGAUCAAUUGGCUCCCUUCUUCACCGCCGGCGACCGUCAAUUUCUCCGGCUUCUAACAAACACCAUCCCUCUCCGCUUUUGUAUAAUAAUGGCGGACACGGAAAUGCAAGAGGUAGAUGUUGCUUCUGCUGCAGAUGAUACCAAAUGUGUAGAGGAAGAGCCUGAGGAUAAUAAGACUCUUACUUUGGACACUGAUCUUCAUUUACCUGAGGCCGGUGAUGUUGAUCAGUCUGAAAAGAAGAUCAGCAGUGAUGGUGGCCAUAAGGAAUCAUCAUCAACUCCUCCUCAAGCUGCUGUUGAGAGUGUUAAGAAGUGGAAGACUUGGUUGCUCAGUGACUCUGAGGUUGAUGAAGAGGAGGAUCAACAGGCGUUUAUUAAAGAAGUUGAGGCCUACAACAAGGAGAAUUUCUUGGAUUUUAAAGCUCCCAAGUUUUAUGGACAGCCAUUAAACUGUCUCAAGUUAUGGCGAGCCGUCAUCAAAUUAGGUGGCUAUGACGUGGUCACUGCGUCUAAGCUAUGGCGGCAAGUUGGAGAAUCCUUCAAUCCUCCCAAGACAUGUACUACAGUCUCCUGGACAUUCCGCAUUUUCUAUGAGAAGUCACUCUUGGAGUAUGAAAAGCAUUUAAGGCAAAAUGGCGAGCUUAACCUUCCUGGUUUAGCUCUUCUUCCACCUGCCGGCCUUGAAAAGGAGGCUAUCAGCCACCAAGGCUCUGGGUCAGGCAGGGCACGGAGAGAUGCUGCAGCUCGUGCAAUGCAAGGUUGGCAUUCUCAGCGUCUUCUUGAAUCUGGGGAUGUUACUGAGCCUAUUGUUAAGGAUAAAGGCUUGGGUUCUACCACAAAGCAAAAGAACCUCAAAAACAUUGGGGUGCAUAAACAAAAAACACCAACCGGCAUGGACCUUGUUUUAUCACAUGAAACAGACAAACAGGUCAAUCGCCGAGGUUAUAGAUGUUGGACCACCUGCAGACUGGGUGAAGAUAACUGUCAGAGAAACUGUGAGUACCUCAGCCUCACAUAUAAAGACUGCUUUGAGAUAUUUGCGCUGAUACCUGGACUUCUUCGUGAAGAGGUUCGAGUUCAAUCAGACCCUGCAGGGCGGCUGGUUAUAGCAGGCCAGCCUGAACAACUUGACAAUCCUUGGGGAAUCACACCCUUCAAAAAGGUUGUGAAUUUUCCAGCAAGAAUCGAUCCGCUGCACACAUCAGCGGUCGUGAGCCUGCACGGUCGACUGUUUGUGCGAGUCCCAUUUGAGCAGUGAAAGGAAUCUCAUCUCAAAAGUGAUGAUGAGCUCGUUCUUUUUUUUAUAUGUUUCUUUGGUGAUUUCGAACGAACUCUAUUUUUCUUUAGAGAUUCGUUUGUAUCAGAAGGAACUAAAAACGUUAGCAAAUGCGAUAAUGUUACUGUUAACUCGAGUUCAGAAGAUUGAAGUAGAAAUGCGAACAAAACAUUGAUGUCUUCCAUUAAAGUUAGCAGGAAUGUUAUGGUU